ACACACCGCCUCUCUUUACGCGUAAAGAAGACGACAACAAUGGCCGCCAUGCUCCGUGCCCCCCUCGGCGUUAACACCGUCCGCGCCGUCGCGCCGAAGGUGGCGCAGAAGCGCUCCGUGCGCUCGUUCGCGGUCGUCAACGGCGACCGCAUCGGCGUCAUGGGCCACUGGCUCCCGGGCACCGAGCCCCCGAGCUACCUCGACGGUACCAUGCCCGCGGACUACGGCUUCGACCCCCUCCGCCUCGGCGCGAACCCGGAGACGCUUCCGUACCUCCAGGAGGCGGAGCUCAUGAACGGCCGCUGGGCGAUGCACGCCACCGCGGGCAUCCUCUUCACGGACGCCGUCGGCCUUCCCAAGUUCUGGGAAGCCGGCGAGGCCGCGCUCGGGGACUGGGACCUCAAGACCCUCGUCGCCAUCCAGGUCGUCGUCAUGGGCUUCCUCGAGGCUGCGCGCAUCCGCGGCUUCAUGGCGACGGGCGAGUCGGGCGUCGUCGGCAACUUCCCGUUCGACCCGACGGGCCAGGACUCGCCCGCGAUGAAGGUGAAGGAGGUGAAGAACGGCCGUCUCGCGAUGAUGUCCUUCCUCGGCAUGGUGUCCCAGUACGCGGUCACCGGCACGUCCCCGCUCGAGGGCCUCAAGGCGCACAUGGCGAACCCCACGGGCGUCAACAUCUUCACCUCCUCCGUCGGCGGCGAGUUCACCGCGUUCGUCUGCGCGCUGUCCCUCAUGCCCGUGUACUUCCUCUUCCAGAAGGAGGUCAGCGACGGCGAGGACGAGGAGUUCCGCCCGAUUCCGUGGUAAGCGGCGGAGCGGAGCGGAGCGGAGGAGAGAGGUGUUUGCGAUGACUUUAGGUAGCGACGUACGUUUUCGUUUUGUGAACGAGGAGAAGAUGAAUCACGCGAAGAAGGGAACCGAGAUGACGCGGUCGGCGUUCACGCGCGGCUGGCUAAUAAUUCAUGACGUGCGCUUCGUCUGCGCGUGUGCGUUUCGUCGAGCGGCGCGCGCGCGAGGGGAACGAACGCGCGCGUCGUGAGGCGUCGUCGACGCGGAGACUUCGGGCGCGAUUCGCCGGCUGAUUCUCGCCGGCUUGCG
Messenger RNA from Micromonas pusilla CCMP1545, 1095 nucleotides. It is a transcript of the gene LHCA5, whose product is annotated as chlorophyll a/b-binding protein, chloroplast precursor. Gene Ontology annotation, cellular component: membrane. Bases 40 to 804 code for a protein of 254 amino acids. The record is from RefSeq and is a predicted model, not a curated record. Gene Ontology annotation, biological process: photosynthesis, light harvesting in photosystem I; response to light stimulus. The transcript has 2 exons. Lineage: Eukaryota; Viridiplantae; Chlorophyta; Mamiellophyceae; Mamiellales; Mamiellaceae.